AUGGAGUGUAGGCAAAAUACCUCCCGUUUCCCCUCGCUCUUGUCGAGCUUAUGGGGGCCUCGACGGUCGCAACAGUCCCUCUCCGUUUCUACAUCGACACAGACUCAGACACAACCCCCGGCGCCGGCGCCGGCACCAAAGAUCGAUAUCGCAUCCACAUUACAGAAGAAACGGUCCGCUGAACAAGAUCGAGUGAGUCGUGAGACCGCUCAAAAAGAGUUGGUGGACGAGAUUGAGAAUCUGGUGGGACUGGAGAACGUGAAGCGCCAGCUUCUUGGGGUGCAGAACUGGGUGCAGAUCUGCCGCCGACAUGGUCGAGAACCCCGCAAUGAGUGGUACAAUAUUGUGUUCCAAGGGAACCCAGGAACAGGCAAGUCUACUAUUGCCCGAAUUUACGCCAAGAUGCUUUACGCCAUCGGCAUCUCCGACUCCAACACCAUCAAAGAAACGUCUGGCCGUGAUCUCACCAUCAAGGGCCCCCAGGGCGUCCAGAGAUUAAUCAAAGAGAUGGUCAACUCCGACUCUCCUUCAGCACCGACAGCCGGUGUCUUGAUAGUCGACAACCCUCACACCUUGAUGCCCUCCAAGCUCGAAUCACAUAGGGAGAUCCUUGACUGUCUCCUUCAGGCGAUGGAACGGAAAACUGGGCGGAUCAUCGUCGUCUUCAUCGGCCAUGGCCCUGAUAUGGAGACCUUCCUCCAAGAGAACCCCCGAGUGCAGCACCAGACGUGUAGCACCGUGAGCUUUGCGGACUUCGACCGCCAUGAGCUACACCAACUCUUGGUUCGCCGCAUCACCGAGGCGUUCGGCGGGAAAAUGCAGGUCGAAGGCGGACAGGACGGCCAGUAUAUGCAGGCUGCGGCUCGCCGACUUGCCCGCAGUCGCGGUGAAGGAUUCACCAACAUCUAUGCCGUGCGGCAACUUGUGGAGACCAUCGCACACCGCCAAGCUGAGUGCCUGGCGGAGCAGCAGGACGUCGGAAUGGAGGAUGUAGAUUACUUCUUCUUCUCUAAGGACGAUAUUUUGGGGCCCAACCCGUCCGAUAUUCGCUCCCAGAGCGUUGCAUGGACAUCUCUCCAGUCGUUCGUGGGACAGGAGCCCGUCAAGGCCUCCGUCCGCGAGGUCUUCGGCACGGUGGAGGAGAACUACUGGCGGGAGGUUAAGAACCAGAAGCGGUUGUUGGUGCGAGUGAACCGUGUCUUCGCCGGUCCACCGGGCACGGGCAAGACUACUGCAGCAAAGCUGUAUGCGCAGAUCCUGGCGGAUCUCGGUCUCCUCAGCAGUGGCGAAGUGACUGUCAAGCCACUCUCCGCGUUCAAUAACGUCUCUGAUACUGACGACAUUCUCUCCUCGACGGUCGGGAAAGCUCUGAUUAUCGACAUGAACACACCCGAGACCGACGACAAUGACUUCCAAGUCUCCGAUAGUGUGCUGGACAUGCUUAUCAAAGAGCUGUCUGCGAACGGAGAGAAUCGUUGCACCAUCCUCGUCGGCUCCGACCAUGCCGUUGACACACUGCUCCCAGAGCUCAAGGAGGCGUCAAGGAUGCUCGAACACCAAGUGGUUCGGUUCCAACCGCUCACCCGAGAGCAGAUGGAGGAGCUCUUCCAGGCGAAACUCCAAGAGCAAGAUGUGGAUGCCACCCCAGAAGCCUUCCAAGCCGCGAUGGACAUCCUUGAGAGCGCCCGGAUGCGCAAAGAUUUCGAUAACGCACGCGGAAUUGAGCGUCUUCUGACGGCUGCCAAUCGCAAUUUUGACCAGAGGCGCUCUCGUGCGCCCGACGGGCCUUUGUCACAACGUGUGCUCGAGCCCGAGUACUUCAACGCCGACCUGGUGGGCGGCAAAGCCGCUCUGGCAUUCCGGGAGGAACUGCGUCACUCAAUCGUCCCGGACGACAUCAUCUCUGUGCUGAAACGGUAUCACAAUGAGAUGAAGAUUGCCUGGUUCCAGGGCCAUGAGCCCAGAGCACGAGUCCCGUGCACACUGGUUUUUAAGGGCGCCAGUGGAACGGGAAAGAAGACCGUCGCCCGUCAUCUAAGUGCCUUGUACUAUAAGAUGGGGGUUUUGAAGACUGCUGCUAUGGUUGAAUGCUCGGUGUCUGAUCUCGUUACUACGAGCGUCAGUCACACAUCGAUCCGGACGCGGUCGCAGCUGGAACGCGCACGUGGCAAGCUGCUGACCCUCUCAGGAUUUAGACCACCUGCUCGCCAAUCGACCUCGCCUAGCAAGCCUCUUCCAGGAAGAGAUUCCCUUCCGCAACCCAACUCCUCGUGA
Molecule: messenger RNA, 2274 nt
Organism: Aspergillus oryzae RIB40
Lineage: Eukaryota; Fungi; Ascomycota; Eurotiomycetes; Eurotiales; Aspergillaceae
Gene: GbpA
Product: protein GbpA
Exons: 5
Coding region: 1-2274 (757 amino acids)
Molecular function (GO): ATP binding; ATP hydrolysis activity
Source: RefSeq, a predicted model, not a curated record